Molecule: messenger RNA, 2598 nt
Organism: Sparassis crispa
Lineage: Eukaryota; Fungi; Basidiomycota; Agaricomycetes; Polyporales; Sparassidaceae
Product: Phospholipase D p2
Exons: 24
Coding region: 1-2598 (865 amino acids)
Biological process (GO): phosphatidic acid biosynthetic process; cell motility; intracellular signal transduction
Molecular function (GO): D-type glycerophospholipase activity
Source: RefSeq, a predicted model, not a curated record
AUGUCGCGACUCCUCGACGAACUCGAACACAUUGUCGAUGAAAUCCCCAAAGGCCUUUAUCACGCGAAAGAAACCGCGAUAGGCCUGCUUAACCCAAACAGACGGCAUGACAACCCCCAGGAGAAACAGGAAGACAUGAUUAGAGCAGAAAUUAACGGCAGUCAUCGUUUCCACUCGUUCGCUGCCCAGCGUCAUCAGAACUUUGUGAAAUGGCACAUUGACGGUAUGGACUAUAUGUACGCCGUCUCCGAAAUGUUGGAGACCGCACGCGAGGCGAUUUUCAUCUUGGAUUGGUGGCUCACUCCUGAGCUCUAUCUCCGUCGUCCCGCAGCGUACAACUACGAUUGGCGUCUUGAUCGUGUGCUGAAGCGCAAGGCCGAGCAGGGCGUCCGCAUCUAUGUGGUCGUCUACAAGGAGGUCACGCAGACGAUGUCCAUGAGUUCGUCCCACACCAAGCAUGCGCUCGAGGACCUGCACCCGAAUAUUGCGUGCAUGCGGCACCCGGAUCAUAUCGGAAGCAAAGACGACGUCGAGUUCUGGUCGCACCACGAGAAGGUUGUUGUCGUCGACAACCAUCGCGCGUGCAUUGGCGGGCUCGACUUGUGUUUCGGUCGAUGGGACACACACACGCAUCCUCUUGCGGACGCGCACCCUACGAACUUCGAAGCUACGCUUUUCCCGGGUCAGGACUACAACAAUGCGCGUAUUGUCGACUUUCAGAACGUACAGAACUAUGUCAGCAACGGCUUGAGUGUGCUUGAGAGUCCGAGGAUGCCGUGGCACGAUGUUCAUAUGACCAUCGCCGGUUCUGCGGUGCUGGACAUUGUGCAGCAUUUUGUGGAGCGGUGGAACGAGAUCAAGAAGCGCAAGUACAAGAAUGACGAUCGGUACGACUGGCUCGCUCUCCCUCAUGAUGUCGAAGUUGCGCCCCAGGAGGCCGUUGCCAGUACGCCUGCCCUGUCUUGCUUACUCGCUAAUCCACCGAGCUCUGAUGAAGUGCAUCCGCACCGUGAGCUCUGGCACCGGAUUGGGCGCAGCUUCCGGCAGCGCUUCCACCGUCCCCACUGGGCACAGUAUGACGAUUACCUCGAUGAUCCUGCGCUCUACCCGCGCCCACCCAAUGGGACGUGCCGCGUACAGGUCGUGCGCAGUGUCUCGGACUGGAGUAAUGGCAUCCUCACGGAGCGCAGCAUUCAGAAUGCUUAUAUUCAACUGAUUGGCGAGGCGGAACAUUUUAUUUACAUCGAGAACCAAUUUUUCAUAUCCAACACCAAGGAUGAAGGUCCGGUCAAGAACCUCAUCGCCAAGGCCUUGGUGGAGCGCAUCCUCCGAGCAGCUCACGAGGGUGCAAAGUUCAAGGUCGUCGUCGUCAUACCUGAAGUACCGGGUUUUGCAGGUCCAGUCAAGGACGAUAACUCGGUCAAGACUAUCAUGGCAGCUCAGUACCGCACGAUCAACCGAGGCGGCAGCAGUAUCUACGAGGAGAUUCGCAAGGCAGGGUUUGAGCCCAUGGACUAUAUCCGCUUCUAUCAUCUUCGCGCUUAUGAUCGCAUCAAUGCGCCUUAUAAGUCCUUCAUCGCUCAGAUGGAACAGAUCAGCGGCGUCAAAUUUCACGAAGCCAUGGUGGCUCAGGCGCGUCUGUGGAUUGGGCCGCGCGAAGACAAGCUCGACCCGCAACAAGUGACCGUGGUCCUCCCCACGGGCAACUUCAACGCCGAGCCGACGCCCUCCGGCGCUAAGACUGAGUUAAAGACUGAGACGUACACUAUCCCGCCAUCAUUCGAGGCGGCCCGCGAUAUUGUUCAGCGUUUCGUAGGCAGUGCUCGAUCGCUGCGUAGCGACAAAGAUGUGUCCGACAACGUCGUGCAGCACAUGUUGAUCGACAAGACCGGCCUGCUCCAGGAGCAAUGGCUCGGGACCGAGGAGGAGGAGCGGACAGCCUACGUGUCAGAGCUGCUCUACAUCCACAGCAAGGUGAUGAUCGUGGACGAUCGGAGGGUUAUUCUUGGCUCUGCCAAUCUGAACGAUCGCAGUCAACGGGGUGAUGGUGACUCUGAGAUUGCAUUGGUUGUGGAAGAUGAUGAUAUGAUAGAUUCGGGGAUGAAUGGCCAACCCUAUUUGGCAUCCCGCUUUGCUUCUUCUCUGCGUCGCAAGUUGUACAGAGAGCACCUGGGACUUAUUCCUCCCCAGGACUGCAAGCCCAAUUCGCACCCGACCACGUUCAUGCGUCCGGCACCUCACCCGAACGAGGACGAAACGAGAACGCGUGAAGACGCACUAGUGGCGGAUCCAAUCUCUGAUGCGACCCUCAGCCUCUGGAAUACCACAGCCAAACGCAACCGGGAUAUCUUCACUGAGAUCUUCCGUCCGAUUCCGACGAACCUUGUCAGGAACUGGGAUGCCUAUAAGAACUAUGUGCCGAAGGUCAUGACGGAUCAUGUCGUCCCUGAUAUAUCCCUAGACCGCAUCAAGGACCGCCUUUCCCACGUUAGGGGUGCCCUUGUUGAGGCUCCGUUGGACUUCUUGAUUGAUCAGAAGGACUUCGCCGAGGGACCAGAGUGGGUUGGCUUGAACCCGACCUUACCCAUUUACAUCUGA